This is a messenger RNA of Cannabis sativa, 1755 nucleotides long. Its product is annotated as ankyrin repeat-containing protein At2g01680. Gene Ontology annotation, cellular component: plasma membrane. Lineage: Eukaryota; Viridiplantae; Streptophyta; Magnoliopsida; Rosales; Cannabaceae. The transcript has 2 exons. The record is from RefSeq and is a predicted model, not a curated record. Bases 104 to 1498 code for a protein of 464 amino acids. Gene Ontology annotation, molecular function: protein phosphatase regulator activity; protein phosphatase 1 binding.
GUAAAAUAUGAAUGUAUAUAAUUAAUGAACAUGCUAUUCUUUUUUUCAAUCAAAGUAAUAAAGUUUUCUCUCAAAGUGCCCUAAGUUCUUAGUAUAAAAAAACAUGGACAGUAGUAGCUUGCUCUACCGAGCUGCCCGGGAAGGGAAGGUCGCCACUUUACGGGAACUUCUUCAACAAGAUACUUUAAUUCUCGAUAGACCUUUUCUCAUCAACAAUAAUAGUUUUUCAGAGACACCUCUUCAUGUGGCGGCUAUGCUCGGCCAUGUAGAUUUUGUCAAAGAGAUCAUCAGUCACAAGCCUGAGCUCGCUAAAGAACUUGACAUGUGGCACUCUACACCACUCCACUUGGCAGUGGCGAACGACCACCUUGAAACAGUCAAACUAUUACUUUCAAUUAUUGACCAUGAACUCUUGUGCGUUGCUUGGGAUGAAGAGGGGAGAAACCCUCUUCAUCUUGCUGCCAUGAGAGGGCGACUUGAUGUGUUGAGAGAGCUACUCAAAGUAGCUCCCGAAGCUGCCCAAGUCAAUUUGAAGGGUCGAAGUAGUGGGACCAUUUUGCAUAUUUGUGUGAGGCAUAAUCAGUUUGAAGCUAUGAAGCUUUUGGUGGAUGUUAUUGAUGAUUACCAGUUUGUGAAUGCCAAAGAUAAUUAUGGUAUGACUGUUUUGCAUUUGGCCGUAGCUAAUAAACAAAUUGAGACGGUAAAGUAUUUGCUUACAAAUACUAAAAUAGAAGUCAACGCGGUCAAUUCAAACAUGUUCACUGCAUUAGACAUUUUAGCGCAGAGUCAAAGAAGCGAGAAAGACUUUGACAUUGUAGAGUCUCUUCGAUCUUAUGGAGCUUCACGAACCAUAGAUCAACCCUUAUCUAUUAAAAGGCCUAUUAUUCAAGCUGCCAAAGCUAGCCUCAAGAUUCCUCAUGAUCAUGUUCAUCAAAUACGAAAAAAUCAAGAGGACAAUAGUAAGGGAACAUCGAAUCCAGAAUACUACUGGCUAGCUAAAAAGAGAGAAUCGUUAAUGAUUGUUGCUUCCCUUAUUGCCACUAUGGCUUUUCAGGCCGGAAUAAGUCCUCCAGGCGGUCUUUGGGAAGAUAAUGGUUCCGAAAAUAUUCCCCACUCUGCAGGGGAGUCAAUAAUAAGUUAUUACGGAAACAUAUAUCCUUAUCAUGCUUACUUGGUUACUAACACAAUUGGUUUUGCUGGAUCAUUGAGUAUAAUUUUACUUCUCGUCACAGGCUUGCCCUUUUGUCGCAAAUUCUUAAUGUGGAUCUUAACAAUAAUUUUGUGGGUGACUGUAACAGCAAUGACCAUAACAUACCUUAUUGCUAUUGUUGUUACCGCUCCAAGACAUGAUUUUCACAGUACUCCAUGUCACGUUAUCACAUUUUUAUUAAUAGGUUGGAUUAUAGUCAUGCAUGUGACUAUGCUACUUCAAGCGAUUCAUAUUGUUGUAAAGCUGUUUAAAUGGUUACGAAACCUAAUCAUCAAGAGAAGAGAAUGAGUAGAAGAAAACAAAACAAUGCUAAAGAUGUGGAAACUACUUCAAUGUGAUAUAUAUAUGUUGGUGUAGAAUAUAUAUAUAAAUAUAUUUAUAUAGAUUGAAAAAUAUAUGGAUGUGUCUGUGUUUUCUAUACCUUUUAAGGGGUGUGCCCUUAAAAAGGAUAUACAUAUCAAUGUACUAUAUUAUAUUUUCGGUAUUUGGAUGUUAUAAUUUGAAUUUGUUAUUAUCGUAACAUAUAUUGUAAUUUUAUUAAGAUA